Brenthis ino (lesser marbled fritillary) is the source of this 3072-nucleotide messenger RNA. Lineage: Eukaryota; Metazoa; Arthropoda; Insecta; Lepidoptera; Nymphalidae. The record is from the annotation of a GenBank genome assembly.
AUGGGUUUCCUAGAGGAAAGAGAUCUGAGCGAUGUCCCAUCGAUACCUGAUUAUUACAAAGGAAAGACAAUAUUCAUAACUGGUGGUUCGGGUUUCAUGGGAAAAGUUCUCGUUGAAAAAUUGCUAUACUCCUGUUCAGAUUUAGACAGAAUUUAUUUGUUGCUUAGAAGUAAGAAAGGGGUCAAACCUGAAGAUAGAUUACUUGAACUAUAUAAAUCAAGAUGUUUCGAUCGUCUCAGAAAGGAAAAGCCGGAUAUAUUUGAAAAUAAAGUAUUCUUUAUUAGCGGAGAUUGCAGCGAAAUUGGUUUAGGUAUCUCAGAUGAAGACAGAACACUAUUAUUGAAUAGAACACAGAUUAUCUUCCACGUCGCUGCAAGUGUCAGAUUUGACGACUCUUUGAAAGUUGCUGCGAAUUUGAACUUACGUGGAACUUGUGAAAUGAUAGAACUCGCUAAACAUAUUAGAAAUCUUGAAGUUUUAGUGCACGUGUCUACUUCAUACGCAAACACCAAUAGAGCGCGUAUAGACGAAGUAAUAUAUCCGGCGUUCGCUGACUGGAGGGAUACUUUAGAAAUCUGUGAAAAAUUAGAUGAAAAUACGUUAAGAGUCUUGACUCCUAAAUAUUUAGGAGAGCUUCCGAAUACUUAUGUAUUUACGAAGCAGUUAGCCGAACAUGUGAUGUGGGAACAGAAGGGGAAGCUGCCAAUUAUUAUCAUGAGACCAUCUAUAGUUAUAUCCAGCGUAAGUGAACCGGUGGCGGGGUGGGUGGAAAAUUUGAACGGUCCUGUCGGAAUGCUGAUUGCUAGUGGCAAAGGUAUCCUACGCACUCUCUAUACUGAUCCAGAUUUAGUGUCAGAUUAUAUACCAGUGGAUGUGGCGAUAAAGGCGUUCAUUGCAGGUGCUUGGAUUAGAGGAACAAAGAAAUUUGAACCUACAGACGACAUCGAAGUAUAUAACUGUUCGACUAGCCACAUAAAAACUAUGACGAUGGGAGAAGUAGUCGAAUUUGGAAGAAAUAUUGUAAAAGAAAUACCGAUUGAAGGCAUGCUUUGGUCCGCUGGUGGUUGUUUAACGACGUCCAGAUUGGAAUUCAACUUAAGGGUAUUUUUCCUCCAUUUACUCCCAGCUCUUUUAGUGGACAUGCUUUUAUGGAUAUCUGGUAAUAAGCCAAUGCUGGUGAAACUCCAACGACGAAUUUACUCAGCAAAUCUCGCUCUUCACUACUAUGUGACCCAACAAUGGACUUUUACAAACACAAAUAUCCUGGAGCUUAGAAAAAAAAUUAAAGCUCUAGAUAGAAACAGCUUUUACUACGAAAUGGAGAAGAUUAAUCAAGAAGAUUACUUCAGAAAUGCUUGUAUUGGUGGGAAGAAAUAUAUUUUGAAGGAGAAGAUGGAAAAUUUGCCGAAAGCUAAGGCACAUAUGAAGAGAAUGCAGCUGUUAGACUUCGUUGUACGAAAUGCGUUUCUUGGAUAUUUGUUCUGGUUUGUUAUAAAUACUGACUUUGUAAUGGGCAUACUGAAGUCAUGCGAUACAGCCAUGACGUUUCUGGAGGAACGGAACUUUAACGAUGUGGCCAGUAUACCAGCAUAUUACAAAGGAAAGACAAUUUUCAUGACUGGUGGUUCUGGUUUCAUGGGAAAAGUUUUAUUAGAGAAGUUGCUGUACUCUUGCACUGAUCUCGAUCGAAUCUAUUUGCUGUUGAGAAAUAAAAAGGGCGUAGCACCAGAACAGAGAUUGGCUGAAAUAUAUAAAUCACAUUGUUUCGAUCGGCUUCGAAUAGACAAACCAGGCAUUUUUGAAUCAAAAGUGUUCUUCAUAGCAGGAGAUUGCAGCGAAAUUGGAUUGGGUAUAUCAGACGAGGACAGAGCACUCAUAAUAAAUAGAACACAAAUAAUAUUUCAUGUCGCUGCAAGUGUAAGGUUUGAUGAUACACUAAAAGUGGCAGCGAAGUUAAAUCUACGCGGAACCAAAGAAAUGUUGGAAUUAGCAACAGAAGUGCGAAAUUUGGAAGCCUUCGCUCACAUUUCCACAUCGUACGCUAACACCAACCGAGAUCCCGUAGAAGAAGUAAUGUACCCACCCCUCGCAGACUGGCGAGAUACCCUGAAAAUAUGUGAAGAAGCCGAUGAUAUGACUAUUCAGGUGCUAACAGCUAAAUAUUUGGGAGAAAUGCCAAACACGUAUGUAUUUACAAAACAAUUAGCUGAAAACGUGGUUUAUGAAUAUAGGGGAAAAUUACCCAUUGUCAUAAUCAGACCGUCUAUAGUUAUAUCAAGUGUAAGUGAGCCUACACCUGGAUGGAUAGAAAAUUUCAAUGGACCCACUGGACUCAUAGUUGCUUGUGGAAAAGGAAUUCUUAGAACCCUAUACUCAAAACCUGACCUGAUAUCCGACUAUAUUCCUGUAGAUGUUGCUAUAAAGUGCUUCAUUGCAGCCGCCUGGGCCAGAGGUACUAAAAAGUUAGAGCUAAGUGAUGAUAUUCCUAUUUAUAACAGCUGUGCAGGUAAAUUAAAUUCAAUAACUGUCUACGAACUGAUAGAGAUUGGUGAGCAGGUGAUCGCUGAAGAACCGUUGCAUAAUUCGCUAUGGACUUAUGGACCCACAAUAACUACAUCCUUAUUUCUAUAUAAUCUUCAGGUAUUGUUCCUGCAUCUUUUACCAGCCGUUUUAGUUGAUGUGUUAUUAUGGCUGCUUGGUAAAAAAACCAUGCUUGUCAAAAUCCAACGACGCAUUUACGCAGGAAAUGUAGCUGUGCAAUACUAUUUGAAUCAGCAAUGGACGUUUACGAAUACCAACUUUAUUUCUCUACGUUCGAUAAUUAAAGAAGUAGACCAAGAAGAUUUCUAUUACGAUAUAGAAAACAUCGACAGAUACGAGUUCUUCAGACGGUGUUGUUUUAUUGGAAGAAAAUAUUUGUUGCGUGAAUCUGAAGCGGAUGCACCGAAGAAUAAAGCUCAUUAUGCAAGACUCAAGUUCCUAAGUAAGUUACUAAAAUGUAUAUUCUACGGCUUCAUAUUCUGGUUGGUGAUGAGAACAGAGUUCGUUCAAAACCGUUUUGCUCCUGAAAAA